Molecule: messenger RNA, 345 nt
Organism: Pseudozyma hubeiensis SY62
Lineage: Eukaryota; Fungi; Basidiomycota; Ustilaginomycetes; Ustilaginales; Ustilaginaceae
Product: regulation of amino acid metabolism-related protein, putative
Exons: 1
Coding region: 1-345 (114 amino acids)
Source: RefSeq, a predicted model, not a curated record
AUGGCAGGUCGAUGUUAUGGGCAGCGAUGGACCAUUGCAACCGUCUCCGUGAGCUUGACCCUGAAAGCAAGCGACGACGAAAUCGCACAUCUCGCAGUCAACCAAUCGCCUCGGCAUAUGCAGCGGCUCGCUAUUUCCAAGAUAGGCGCGGUCGGGGCGCCAACGCGGUCGCUGACAUCCGAGAGAACAUCAAGAGAUCAUGGAACGGAUGCUUCAGCCUACUGUGCAGUCAAGUCGAGCUCUGCAGCUGUCACGGUCUCCUGGGUCGGCAUUAGUGUCAUCCUGUGCUGGUUCCAGAACUUGAUGGGCUGCGACGUCGGACGAGUGCCGGCAGGUCGGUCUUGA